AUGGCUCUAAAACUCGAUGAUCCUUUCUUGAGCAAAGAGGCUCCUUUUAUAGCAGGAGAGAGGGAUGAAUCGGCGGUUGAGCUUGAAGAUGCUACAUGGAUGAAUUUUUGCAUAUUGGACAAAUUUCUGUCGGUAGUGCUAUCUGUUGGGCUGUUAACUCUUGCUCUGGCAUGCCUGCGGGCCAGGUAUUCAUCAGUACUGUCUGGUGAGCUGAGAGAAGAGCAUAUUAAGGAUGGAAUCAGUGGAUUGCCUGAUGAAAUCCUUAUUACCAUCCUGUCUCUUUUAACGCUUAAGGAAGCUGCAUGGACUAGUAUUCUCUCAAGCAGAUGGAGAUAUUUAUGGAGAUAUAUAACUGCUAGUUUCAACUUCGAUUCAAAGACAUUACUAAGAGAUCCUUUAGAUAAUGUUACUUCAUCAUCUGAACGUGACCGUGACCGUGUACUUGACUAUAUACUUGACCUUUUUCCUCAACGUGACCUCAACCUUGAGCCUGGCUGUGAAUGUAGCCGUGACCAUGAACUUGACCGUGGAUCUUGCAAGCAUUCCAGCUAUAUUCCUCAAAUAGAAAAGCUCAAGUUAAAAGUGUGUUCUCAGGAGUUUCUUUGGUUCCCCAUAUAUUUCCGUGAGCUAGGUAAUCUCAAGCAUGUGGAAUGGUCUAUCACGGGAUCUACUGGUUGCAGCCUUCUUAGCUUUACUUCCGUGAUUAAGUCAUCUCCUAAUUUGUCUAAGUUUUCUGUUUGGCAGAAGGACAACAUGGGAUGUGUAGUUUGUGAGAUCUCUCCCGAGGAUUGGGAGGUGGAAGAUAUUGUUGGGUUCUCGGUGUUGUUGUACCAUGAGAGGGUGGUAGGCGAGGGGCAGAUGUAUGGGUUUGGGAUGAUUCCAGGCAAGUUUUUGUCUGACUAUCUUCCUCUAUGGCUGAUGAAUAUGUUUGAGAAUGGUGAACAGGUAAUAAGGGAUGGUCAAAUAGAUGCUGAAAAAAAGCCGACUAAAUGUCAUCAUCAAUGCCUUAAGAUGGUGGAAUUAAUUGGGUUUGUUGGAAGCAACAGCGAAAUUGAUCUUAUUAUGCACAUACUCGAGGUUGCUCCAUCAUUGGAGAAGAUAAUAAUUGAUUCCCGUCCUAUGUUUUACCUCGAACAUCCAAGGAUAGUGAUGUCAAUGGAAAUUGCUAGAGAGCAUAUGAUUCUGGGAGAGAAUGGUAAACAGGUAAUAAGGGAUGGUCAAAUAUAUGCUGAAAAAGAGGCGACUAAAUGUCAUCAUCAAUGCCUUAAGGUGGUGGAAUUGAUUGGGUUUGUUGGGAGUAGCAACCAUGAAAUUGAUCUUGUUAUGCACAUACUCGAGGUUGCCACAUCAUUGGAGAAGAUAAUAAUUGAUCCCUGUCCCGUGUAA
This is a messenger RNA of Cornus florida, 1386 nucleotides long. RefSeq lists its product as uncharacterized. Lineage: Eukaryota; Viridiplantae; Streptophyta; Magnoliopsida; Cornales; Cornaceae. The coding region runs from base 1 to 1386 and encodes 461 amino acids. Gene Ontology annotation, molecular function: protein binding. The transcript has 10 exons. The record is from RefSeq and is a predicted model, not a curated record.